GUUGAGGAUGGAAAGCAUCUCUACGACCACCUACAGACUGUGAUGGAUAUUCUCACUGUCAAUGGUGUACUGGGUGGUGAAAAUAUUGACAGCUCUUCUCCAAUGCACCCACCUGGCCUUGCAGAGGCUCAUGGAGAACUUGGGGAGCCAGUUGCAGAUGCCAUCAAGGAAGAGGAGGCAGAGCAGGCCAAUGCCACUAACUUGCAGGAGACACAGGAGUGGCUGCAGUGGCAGGAGUGGCAGCAGUACAAGGAGGAGACAGAACAAGAUGGGCUGUCCUGGGACCAGCAAGGAUUGCACAUGGCAAAUGACCAAGUUUGGUCAGGUGUGGGUUCAGCAAGUGCAGAUCAUGUACCCAAGAGGGAUUUGACACGGUUUGGUCAUCUACCCCCUCCUCGAGGAGGCUGGAUGUGCAAGGUGAUCCCCCUGAUUGUCUCCAUCAAGAUGAUGGCACACCAGCGCACUUGGAGCAUAGCUCAAAGGCUUGGGGACCAUGUGGCCAUCAGGGAGCAUGUGAUCGACCAUCAUUUGCAGAUGCUCCACCGUGGCUUUGACAGGAGAUACUAUACCAGAUAG
This is a messenger RNA of Durusdinium trenchii, 576 nucleotides long. NCBI's taxonomy places the organism in Eukaryota, Dinophyceae, Suessiales, Symbiodiniaceae. The record is from the annotation of a GenBank genome assembly.